AUGAGGGUCGAUGACAUGAACCCCCGCACAGGGAUGGUGGUGGCCAUCAGCAGCCCCUUACUGUUCUUUGGCUUCAUGUUCACCAUGUCGGGCAUGAAGGGAGAGACCCUGGGCGGGAUCCCUCUCAUCGCCAUUGGACCUGCCAUCUGCCUCCCAGGGGUGGUGGCUAUCAUUCUGGCUAACAGAACCAAUGGCUGCACCAAGUUCCCCACCUGGCGCCAAUGUCUCAACUGCCUCUGUCGCAAGUGUAGGAGGAGGAAGCAGAUGCCUAGAACCAAAGAGUCUUCCAAGGUGGCCAGAGACUCAGAGGAGCCUUAUGGGGACAAGAGGACUGAGACUGGGUAUAGAUCUGGGGCUGGAGCAGACUCUGUAUCCAUUACCAUUACAACAGUGAAGGAAUCUGGUCAUCUGAUCAAUAAAGUGAAGCACAACCAUGAUGAGGUGCGACGCUACCCAGCUAGUGCCUUGAUGGCCAUGGCAGGUGUCUCUAACUACAGUAUCUAUGAUAGUAAGUCCUACGCUCUGGACAGUCACUGUGGGGCCUAUAGUAGUAAGGUGCAUUGUGUGCCUCAGCAGCAACGGGACAGUUUUGUGGUGUACUACGAGGGAGACUUCUCUCCGUACGGACCCGGUUACUGCCACACCAAACCCAGAGAUUUUAUGUGGGGCAUAGAGACUGUGGUCUAA
Messenger RNA from Oncorhynchus masou masou (cherry salmon), 687 nucleotides. Its product is annotated as transmembrane protein 215-like. The record is from RefSeq and is a predicted model, not a curated record. The coding region runs from base 1 to 687 and encodes 228 amino acids. NCBI's taxonomy places the organism in Eukaryota, Metazoa, Chordata, Actinopteri, Salmoniformes, Salmonidae. The transcript has a single exon.